CUUUCACUGACUCGCAUACCUGCACUUGGAGCCUUGCUGAGGCAGAAAUCACUUCUCAAAAUGCAUGUAAUGCAAGUCUCAACAGGAAUGUUCACUGUCCAUGGCCAGGGGCAAUUUCCUGCACAGCAUUCCCUGUUGGAGCACGGUGGCUGCUCUGGCACAACACAGAAUCCAGCUCCUUCCUGCCCCAUCUCCCUGCAGCACUCCCUGCUUUCCCAGGUAGGAAAGAAGACAGCACUUCUGUAAACCCAGCUUUCACCUCUGCAUUCUGAAGGGCUGUGGGCCCAGCACUGUGCACGGAACACAAGCAUGCAUGGUGCAAUGUGUGCAGGCGCAUUAGGAGUGGCAGAUAAUGGAUCCCCAGUGAAACAACUCAACAUUACCUGAAUGAAUCCCACGUGCCUGUGUGCUCCCAGCCCCCCUUUUAGCUUGAGAACGUUUAGAUUUCUCUUCAAAGCUAUAUGGUAGGCGUUCAUGUGUGAUCGCUGCUUUGGGCCUUCCUUUCUUUGCCUUUAUGAUUGUUUGAGGUGAAUUGGCUCUGGAGGAGCAAAACUACUUUAAAGCACUCUUUGUCCAGAGAAGGCCAAAUUUACCUCAUUCAGACACAGUGCACUGUUGGGAAAACCUCACUUGAUUGGUUUAUAGGGCCAUUCUAUAGCUAGGCCCGGUUGCGGUGAGCCCUGGGGGGUUCUGUUUGCAGACAGCAGUUUGUUGCUUUGCUUCAGCGGGACAAAGGCAGCGCUAGCAGAGUGACUCAGUGCCGCCUGGCAGGGUGACAGCUCCUUCCAUCCAGCGGGCGCUUCUUCCACGGUAUAAGAGCGGGGUGAGAAAACCAUGCUUGUGCCACUACUACCCCAAAGCUGCCGGCAGUCUCCAGGGGCGGAACGCCCAGCCCCCGCUCCGGUGCCGCCCCGCCCUGCCGCAUGAGGAUGUGACGCCACCGGGGCCACCCCUCAGUGGGCGCGGCUCCGCCGUUCGGCCCUGAAAUACGGCGGUGGCCGCGGACAGCGUAGCAGCCGCGGAGUUCCGCGGCCAUGCUCGCUCCGGAUGUGCCUCGUAGCCUCGCUGCUGCCGCCCCCGCCGGCAAGGCCAAGCUGACACACCCCGGCAAAGCCAUCCUGGCGGGUGGCCUCGCCGGAGGUAUCGAGAUCUGCAUUACAUUCCCCACUGAGUAUGUGAAGACGCAGCUGCAGCUGGAUGAGAAGGCCAACCCACCUCGCUACAAGGGCAUUGGGGACUGCGUGAAGCAGACUGUCCGCGACCACGGUGUCCGGGGGCUGUACCGGGGGCUCAGCUCGCUGGUGUAUGGCUCCAUCCCCAAGGCCGCCGUCAGGUUUGGCAUGUUCGAGUUCCUCAGCAACCAGAUGAGGGAUGAGCAGGGCCGGCUGGACAGCACGCGGGGCCUCGUCUGUGGGCUGGGUGCCGGUGUGGCCGAGGCUGUGAUGGUGGUGUGCCCCAUGGAGACCAUCAAGGUGAAGUUCAUCCACGACCAGUGUUCCCCUAAGCCGAAGUACCGUGGCUUCUUCCAUGGUGUCAGGGAGAUUGUUCGGGAGCAGGGGCUGAAGGGGACCUACCAAGGCCUAACUGCAACUGUCCUCAAGCAAGGAUCCAACCAGGCCAUCCGCUUCUUUGUCAUGACAUCCCUCAAGAACUGGUACAAAGGAGAUGAUCCCCACAAGGUCAUCAACCCCUUCAUCACAGGCGUGUUUGGAGCCCUCGCGGGAGCUGCGAGCGUCUUUGGCAACACACCCUUGGAUGUGGUUAAGACCAGGAUGCAGGGGCUGGAAGCACAUAAGUACAAGAGCACCUGGGACUGCGCCUACCAGAUCAUGAAAUAUGAGGGGCCCCUGGCGUUUUACAAGGGCACCAUACCCCGCCUGGGCCGUGUCUGCCUCGAUGUGGCCAUUGUCUUUGUCAUCUAUGAUGAGGUGGUCAAGUUCCUCAACAAGGUCUGGAAAACUGACUGAGUGGCUCCACCAGUCCCGCCGGGCUGCAGCUGGAAAUCGAUGACCAAGUGUGGAGCUGCCGUCAGCGCGGCCAAGGGCCCAAGCCUACCGUACGCGUCCGUGGACUGGGAGCACCACUCAGUGUCCCCGUACACUCUGUGCCCUUUAUUUAUAGCAGUGAGCUGAGGAGCAGUUACAUUAUCAGCUGUGUGUGUCCUCUGCCCGGGGAGCAGGGCAGAGGCUGUUGCCAGCACCCCAGGCUGUGCCCCCAGACAAGGCAGCAAUCCUGACAUCCCACCCCAGCUCAUCCUGGGGUGCUGAGCACAGCUGGUUCCUGACAUUACCCAUACAAUUAAUUUUCCCGACCAUGGGGACAGCAUUUGGGCAAACCAGGUGCCCCCCACUUGCAGUUUACAGUUGAGACGUGUGCGAGAGAUGGGGUGCGGAGGCACAGCCCCUGUCUCAGACUUGGCCCCUUGGCGUGUCCCCUUGACCGGGGCCAGCCUCCAACAUGAAGCCCUUUUUCCACAUUCCCACCCUGCCCUCUCAUUGCUCUCUGGGGUAGCCCCUAGCUGCCCCUGUAGCUUUCAGACCCAAUACUAACAGCCGUGCUAUUCUUGCCUUUGUGCCAAAUCCUCCCGUGUGUGUGUGUGUGGGGGGGGGGGGGGGGGGCAGAUGGAGAGCAGGAGCUGCCCCCUGUCAUCAUGUUGUAACAAGCGCAGCAGUAAUACCUGUUCAUGGGAGGGCAAAGGAAGAAAAGGAGAGCCUAGGAGCAAUUUUCCUUUGGCUUUCUUCUCUGAAGCCAGUGAGGGUUGGUUGUUACUUUUGUUUUUUUUUAAUUAUUAUUAUUCUGUUUUACACUCACAAUUUGAAUAAAAUCAGUCUGGCUUUA
Molecule: messenger RNA, 2838 nt
Organism: Numida meleagris (helmeted guineafowl)
Lineage: Eukaryota; Metazoa; Chordata; Aves; Galliformes; Numididae
Gene: SLC25A1
Product: solute carrier family 25 member 1
Exons: 9
Coding region: 1035-1967 (310 amino acids)
Biological process (GO): mitochondrial citrate transmembrane transport
Source: RefSeq, a predicted model, not a curated record